GAGACUCGACUCUGCCCUCCACUUGUCCACUUUACCUAAUCGUCUUCCCUCAUCGAUCCACACAUGUCUUAGACCAAUUUUCAUAUCCUAAUGGCAUCUGUUGUUUCUUUGCCUUUCACACCCCUUCAUCUGCAAUUCAAUUCACCAUCCACAACAAUAACUAGCUUGUUUCAACGUCAGGCGAUCGUCCGGCCAAUUAGAGGUUCAGUGUCAGAUAAACCACCUGCACAGGCGUCAGUUUCCAAGACUGGAGAAACCAAGCUUCCGUUGAAGGAAAUCCCGGGGGAUUAUGGUCUUCCUUUCGUCGGUCCGAUCAAAGACCGGCUUGACUAUUUCUACAACAAAGGCCGGGAUGAAUUCUUUAAAUCCAAAAUCCAGAAAUACCAGUCAACAGUAUUUCGAACCAACAUGCCACCUGGUCCUUUCAUCUCUUCAAACCCAAAGGUUGUCGCUUUACUCGACGGUAAGAGUUUCCCUGUUCUUUUCGAUGUGUCCAAAGUUGAGAAAAAAAACCUUUUCACCGGAACUUACAUGCCGUCAACCGACCUCACGGGCGGCUACCGUGUCCUCUCCUAUCUCGACCCUUCCGAGCCAAAACACGCCAAGCUCAAACAACUGGUGUUUUUUCUCUUGAAGUCUAGAGCAAACAAAGUGAUCCCUGAGUUUGAAGCUUGUUACUCCAAAUUAUACGAAACAUUAGAGGAAGAACUUUCCCAGAAAGGAAAAAGCAGUUUUCAGUCAGUUAAUGAUCAAGCUGGGUUUAAUUUCUUGUGUAGAGCUUUCUUCGAUUCGAACCCGGCUGAUACUAAGCUAGGAGAUGACGGUCCAAGCUUGAUUAGUAAAUGGGUAUUGCUUCAACUGGGUCCGAUUCUUUCUCUUGGUCUACCGGGAUUGAUCGAAGAACUUGCAAUCCGUUCUUUUCCUCUUCCUCCAUUUCUUGUCAAAAAGGAUUACCAGAGACUUUACGAUUUUUUCUACAAAUCCUCUGGUUUCGUUCAAGAAGAAGCUGAGAAGCUGGGUAUCUCACGAGAAGAAGCUUGCCAUAACAUGUUAUUCGCCACGUGCUUUAAUACCUUCGGUGGCAUGAAGUUCUUCUUCCCCAACAUGCUAAAGUGGAUCGGCAGAGGUGGAAUCAAAUUACAUACUGAAUUAGCAAAAGAGAUCAGGUCGGUUAUCAAAUCCCACGGCGGGAAACUCACGAUGGCCACGGUGGAACAGAUGCCGUUGACGAAAUCCGUCGUAUACGAAGGUCUCCGGAUCGAACCUCCGGUUGCUUCACAGUACGGGAGAGCGAAGAAAGAUCUGUUGAUCGAGAGCCACGACGCCGUUUACCAAGUGAAAGAAGGCGAGAUGUUGUAUGGGUACCAACCUUUUGCAACUAAAGACCCGAAAAUAUUCGAGGAUGGCGAGGAGUUUGUACCGGACAGAUUCAUGGGGGACGAUGGUGAAAGGCUGUUAAAGCACGUGCUUUGGUCGAAUGGACCGGAGACUGAGAACCCGACGUUGGAGAACAAACAGUGCGCCGGCAAGGAUUUCGUGGUGCUGGUGUCGCGGCUUUUCGUGGUGGAACUGUUCAGGCGAUACGAUUCGUUCGAGAUCGAAGUCGGUAAGUCGCCGUUGGGAGCUGCCGUGACGGUAACAGCAUUGAAGAGGUCAACCUUUUAGAGUUGCAUUGAAUUCUUAGAUCUGUGGAUCCUAGAAUCCUUAAUUGUUUAGACACUAAUAAAAUUAUGCCAUCUCAUCAAAUUUUAAGAAUAUAAACACACUGUCAUGGACGGCAUAAGUCAGUUAAUCGA
Molecule: messenger RNA, 1796 nt
Organism: Hibiscus syriacus
Lineage: Eukaryota; Viridiplantae; Streptophyta; Magnoliopsida; Malvales; Malvaceae
Product: allene oxide synthase 1, chloroplastic-like
Exons: 1
Coding region: 91-1665 (524 amino acids)
Biological process (GO): sterol metabolic process; jasmonic acid biosynthetic process
Cellular component (GO): chloroplast envelope; chloroplast thylakoid membrane
Molecular function (GO): iron ion binding; monooxygenase activity; heme binding
Source: RefSeq, a predicted model, not a curated record